CAGAAAUCGGUGUUCUCGGAUCUUGUCGGUAAAUUGUGUUGGUCGGUACUAAAAUAAAACUCUGUUAGUUGAAGUCGCAGUUUGUUCUCGUUGCUGCCCACGUUAAACAUGUCGUCUCUGGAAGUCCUUGCUGUGCCUCCAGCCGCAGAAAACCCAGUGAAGAUGGGUAAAACCACGGCAGCAGGCCAGAGGAGAGCUGCUCUUGGAGAGAUUACCAACUUUCCUGGAGCAGCAGUCAACACAAAGAGAACAGCACGAGCCAAAGCACCAGCCAAACCAUCCUGUGCCCAAAAAGCUAAACCCACCGCGGUCCAGGUGGUGCAUCCAGUAGACCAGGUCCAAGCACCCGCAGUUCCUCUCCCCCCAGCCUCAGAGGAGUCGGCCGACGUGUCCAUGAAGGAGGAGGAAGAGGAGCAGCUGUGCCAGGCUUUCUCUGAGGCGCUGCUCACUGUGCAGGACGUCGACGAGGAGGACGGAGACCUGCCGCAGCUCUGCUCACAAUAUGUCAAAGAUAUCUACAACUAUCUGCACGUCCUGGAGGUGCAGCAGGCGGUACGAGCCAACUACAUGCAGGGUUAUGAAAUCACCGAGCGCAUGCGAGCUCUCCUGAUCGACUGGCUGGUCCAGGUUCACUCCAGGUUCCAGCUGCUGCAGGAGACUCUCUACCUCACUGUCGCCGUCCUGGACCGUUUUCUCCAGGUCCAGCCGGUCUCUCGCAGAAAGCUGCAGCUUGUCGGUGUGACCGCCAUGCUGGUGGCCUGUAAAUAUGAGGAGAUGUACGCUCCGGAGGUCGGAGACUUUGCCUACAUCACAGACAACGCGUAUACCAAGUCUCAGAUUCUGGAGAUGGAGCAGGUGGUUUUGAAGAGCCUCAAUUUUCAGCUUGGACGUCCUCUUCCCUUACACUUCCUCAGGCGGGCCUCCAAGGUGGCCAGUUCUGACGUAGAGAGACACACGCUGGCCAAGUAUCUGAUGGAGCUGACCCUCAUCGACUACGACAUGGUGCACUAUCGGCCGUCUGAGAUCGCUGCUGCUUCGCUGUGUCUCUCCCAGCUGCUGCUCGACGGGCUGCCGUGGUCUGCUACACAGCAGCACUACUCGACUUACGACGAGGCGCACCUGAAGCCCAUCAUGCAGCACAUCGCCAAAAACGUUGUGAUGGUAAACGACGGGAAAACCAAGUUCCAGGCUGUGAAGAACAAGUACUCGAGCAGCAAGCUGAUGAAGAUCAGCCUCAUCCCUCAGCUGAAGUCGUCCACCGUCAAACACUUGGCGGCCGCUCUGCUCGCGUCUUGAGGGGAACCUUCACGUGUUGUCGGUGCACCUUUCUCUUGCACUUUAUUUUUGAUUUGGAUUGUGACCUGUGGAGAAACACUAGUUUUUAAUAAAAUGUUUUUAUAGUUUUUGAUCCAAGCUUCGGUUUGUUCUGUGCACUUUUUAAAUCGGUGAUUUGUUUUCGGUACAGCAGAUUUUAUUCAGCGCAGCUCGACGUUAAACAGCCUGUCAGUCAGUGCUGAGCUGCCUGAACAUCAGCUGCGUUUUUAAAGCAGCUUUCAGCAGCAAACUUUAUUUAAACAGACGUGCUUUUGGACUGAUGGACUCAUUAAAACUUCUGCUUUACUCUGAGUGCAUGUUUCUUCUACUUCAAUGUGCCUUUUUUUUCUGAUUUUUCUAUCUGAGCUUUAUGUUUUUGUCUCAUGUCUCUAAUAUUUCCAUUUACAGGAUUUGUACAGUUUUGAAACUUUGGAAAAGGUGUUUUCUAAAUUCAGAAUAUACUCCUUAAAUGCUUGUUUUUCAUCAUAUUCUGGUUCAUCUACAAUCACACAUGUAGACUGGAAAUGAUCCUGAUUAUUUGUCUUCUGUCAAACAUUAAAUCAAAGUUAAUCAUGAACAGCUGCUCAUAACUGACAUUAAUUGCGGUGGGGAUAAGGGGGCUUCAUGUUUUUCUUUUAAGUCGUCUUUAACAGUUUAAAUGUGAAAGGCUUGAGUCUGGAAAGUUUUUGAUUAAAGUCCCUUGGAAGUGCUUGAAUUUGCUCUUUAAAAGCUGUACUUGUCUGUGUAUAUUGUGGUUUUCAGUCCAUGAAUGUUUAUCUUCUGAAAUCUCAACCUUGUUCAGAUUAAACUGUUUUAGUG
This is a messenger RNA of Chelmon rostratus (copperband butterflyfish), 2133 nucleotides long. RefSeq names its product G2/mitotic-specific cyclin-B2-like. Gene Ontology annotation, molecular function: cyclin-dependent protein serine/threonine kinase regulator activity. NCBI's taxonomy places the organism in Eukaryota, Metazoa, Chordata, Actinopteri, Chaetodontiformes, Chaetodontidae. Bases 109 to 1296 code for a protein of 395 amino acids. The transcript is spliced from 8 exons. Gene Ontology annotation, biological process: mitotic cell cycle phase transition; regulation of cyclin-dependent protein serine/threonine kinase activity. Gene Ontology annotation, cellular component: cyclin-dependent protein kinase holoenzyme complex; nucleus; cytoplasm. The record is from RefSeq and is a predicted model, not a curated record.